Messenger RNA from Drosophila montana, 515 nucleotides. Its product is annotated as ran-binding protein 16-like. Bases 31 to 378 code for a protein of 115 amino acids. Gene Ontology annotation, cellular component: cytoplasm; nuclear pore. Gene Ontology annotation, molecular function: nuclear export signal receptor activity. The transcript is spliced from 4 exons. Lineage: Eukaryota; Metazoa; Arthropoda; Insecta; Diptera; Drosophilidae. Gene Ontology annotation, biological process: protein export from nucleus. The record is from RefSeq and is a predicted model, not a curated record.
GUUGAACUAAAUUCUGAGUUACUACAAAGCAUGAUGUCUUCAUUGUUAAACAAUGUACUGGCUGAGGACUGUCGGAACCAAUGGUCUAUGUCUCGCCCAUUAUUGGUACUCAUACUGCUCUACGAGGAUUAUUAUCGCUCACUAAAGGAAACUAUUAUACGUGGACAACCCGUUGAAAAACAACAGACAAUGGCCCAGUGGUUUGAAGAUUUGAUGCUUGGUAUAGAGCGAAAUGUGUCCAGUAAAAAUAAGGAAAAGUUUACACAGAAUCUAUCGACGUUUCGACGAGACGUAGUUAAUCUACCAAAAUCGGCAACAUAUUCGACAGAAAGUUUUUACCAGGCCUAUACCGAAACAAACUACUCAAUAUCGGUAUAAAUGUCGAAAAAAUAUGAUGUCUUCUACUAGUGUUACCUGUCAAAAACCUGUCAUAACACAAUUUAAGUAAGAAUUAUAUAUAUGUAUUAUUUCUGAAAAGAAAAAGCUACACAAUAAAGGAAAAAUAUAAAGCGUUA